Sinocyclocheilus grahami is the source of this 1655-nucleotide messenger RNA. Its product is annotated as probable C-mannosyltransferase DPY19L3. The transcript is spliced from 3 exons. Gene Ontology annotation, cellular component: nuclear inner membrane. NCBI's taxonomy places the organism in Eukaryota, Metazoa, Chordata, Actinopteri, Cypriniformes, Cyprinidae. The coding region runs from base 485 to 994 and encodes 169 amino acids. Gene Ontology annotation, molecular function: mannosyltransferase activity. The record is from RefSeq and is a predicted model, not a curated record.
CAACAAAAGUUAUGGAACGUGUGUUUUCCUCCCAGAGGCUUAUGUGUGGUGUAGAUACUAAUACUCAGGAAUAGAAUGUUGUGUAAAAUGUUGAAGCUGAUUUUGAAAGGGUAUGUUUUGAUAAACAGAUGGUCUCUGAAACAUCCGUCAGACUAUUCAAAUAACAUACAGCUUCAGCACUUUCCUCCAUGCCAUGCACAUAUAUAAAAUGACAGGAGACAGUUCUCAUCCAGACAGACAGAGUGCCUUUUAAGCCUGAAGUAGACUUCAAAGCUUCUGCGUUUCAGAAAUGGGUGAUGGGAAUGUACAAAUGACUGCGUCCCUCCUCACUGAACCAUUUCACAUUUCUACCUUCACCUGAAAUAAAUGUCUGCAGGUUUCGCUUUUCUCAUAAAUGCCACCACUACACACCCAGCCCCCUUGUGCAAUUGCCUGUCCUGAAAUAUUUGUGAAACUUGAGAAGUGUAUGUAACAGAGCUCUCUCAUGUUUUAUCCUUUUUUUUUUCUUGACAGAUUGAAGACACCCAAACGGGCCGUGUUUGCAGGCAGCAUGCAGCUGUUGGCUGGAAUUAAGCUGUGCACAGGGAGAGUAUUGACAAACCAUCCACACUAUGAGGACCAGGCACUGAGAGAGAGGACCAGACAGGUAUAUCAGAUCUAUGCGCGUCAGUCUGCUGAGGAGGUUCAUAAAGUUCUCUGUUCAGUUGGAGCGGACUACAUUGUACUGGAGGACAGCAUCUGCUACGAGCGCAGACACCGCCGUGGUUGUAGGCUGAGGGACCUGCUCGACCUGGCAAACGGACAUAUCAUGGACGGCCCAGGUGAAAACGAGCCGGACCUCAUCCCGGCAACUCACCCGCGUUUUUGUGAGGCCAUUAAGACUGACAUGCCUCCGUAUUCAACACUCUUCACACGAGUGUUCAAAAACAAGACGUUUAACGUGUACAAACUCAUGAAACUCAAGAAGAAAAACAAAGCUGAGAACGGUCCCUAAUGCUCAUUCCUCAACAGCAGUCGCCCACCUUCAAUGGAUGGAUGAACGCCCCAUCUGGAAUGUUCAAUGAGUGUGUGAUAGUAGCAGGUGUGUGUGUGUGCGGCUGUGUGCAUGAGAGAGAUUGGAGAGAUGCCUGAUUGAGCCAGCACGCACUCAAUGAUUCGGUGUGUGUUUGUGUGUGUAAAUCUGCUCUGAGCCGGUCUGCCGCAACAGGAGCUCAAGUUUAACAUGGAGAGACGGGAGGAAAAGCUCUUUUUCUCACAGUCUGUCGCACCUCCCCACUCUCUCUCUGAUCAUCACAUCUCUUUCGACACGUGCCCUUCCACCAAACACACAUUUAUGAUAUUUCUCACACAAUGCGAACUAAAGAUGCAACAACUGCUUUCACAGCCUCAUUCCUGUCACACUUCCAACAAAAUCAAAUGAGGAAAUUGCAAUGGGUAACAAUGCUUUGUAACUGGAGUUCACAAGAGCAGUUUGGGGUAAUUAGUGACUGUGGCAGUGUUGUCUUUAUAUCUGCCAAACUGUGUCAAGUUGGGCUACAUCCUGCUGUUUGGCUGUGUAAAGAAAAAAAAAACCCCUGAAGAACCAGCCUUACUCAUGGGCAUAAAGAAAGUGCCAUAAAUACUCCUAAGAAUAAAUGUGGCAAAAUUUACUUUGA